GUAAUAAGUAAGAAUAGCUAUAGUGUAUUUAAUCGUUUAAAAAAAUAUACAUAUAAAUUAAGAUUAGUCAGUGUAGAGAAUUUUUGUUAAAUAUAUUUUAUAAGGAAUUAUUUUCUGAAGCCGUUACUAUAUGCCCAGUUCCAAUCAUGAACAACACAGCUCUUAACGAGCUUAUCGAAACCAAAGGCUCCAAAAACAAAACCCAACUAAGAGCUUUUCUAAUAACCUUAUUCAACUCUAAUUAUACGAACUUCGAAAAUGUUAUUGAUAGUGAUGAACUUACCUCGGACGAAUAUAUGCCCACCAUUAUAAAAUUACAAAAUAAAAUCAAGCCGGACAUUACGUUUUCGAGUCAAAGUCUAAGCUCUGCCGAGUGGUUACAUGAGACUAUAACAGAAAUGGGAUUGUGUUAUAGUUUUAAUUCACAGUUGGCUCUCUAUAAUUCUCCACAGAAUAUUUUCAGAUAUUGGAUUAACGCAACACGAAACCUAUUACCGGAACGUAAAAUUUUCGAACUUCAUCCCUUGGACGGUGAAACAUUUGUUAAUAUAGUAAAUAUACCACUCGAUCAUCAUGUCUUCAUUCACGGACCUUACGAAGUAGCAGACAUCCGUAGCAAAUCUCUAUUCAUUGGUCGAUUCUCGUACGUGCAACUUUUCUUGAAGCCACUCAGUAUUAUCACGAGCGAAAAUGCCAAACAAUUGAUGGUGACUCAGAGGAAGUGUCGGUUUUACUAUGAAAAUAACCUGGAACACUUUCCAGUGUACACUUACGUUUUGUGCCGAAUGGAGUGCAGGAUUCGGUUGACUAUGAAGUUGUGCGGGUGCAUCCCACAUUUUUAUAAAAGACUACCUGGUGAAAAAACUUGCAAUGGCAAAGGACUACGUUGCUUAGCGCAGUUUAAAGAACAAUUGAUAUCAUUGGAAGGCUUAGAAAGCGACUGCAAGUGCCCGGUAAACUGCGAAGAAGUCAAUUACGUCGCAGAAGACGUAGACGAGCACGAAUUCCUCUGGGAAUCCAAUUUACAAUAUGGGAUUAGACAUUUUCCGGAAAUGCGACUCAGACGUGAUGUUAUUUUUGGAUUCUCCGAUUUACUUGUUUAUAUUGGAGGAGUCAUGGGACUUUUUCUUGGAUCUAGCGUUCUUACGGUCAUAGAACUUUUGUAUUAUUUCACGUUAAGGCUUUUUUGGAUUGUUGUGAGGAAUAAGAAAAUGUCAUAAAACCAUAUUUAAGUUAUUUCUAGAAAAUUUUUCAUAGUAUAUACACACAUAUUCUUAGAAAAAUAAAAGUGGGUUCAUGUAACAA
Messenger RNA from Ceutorhynchus assimilis (cabbage seed weevil), 1305 nucleotides. Lineage: Eukaryota; Metazoa; Arthropoda; Insecta; Coleoptera; Curculionidae. The record is from the annotation of a GenBank genome assembly.